CAAGUUACCAGUGUGAUCCACUUCCCAUCAUUUGGUUGCCGUUUUGAACAGCAAAGAUGAAAGUGGAAACGAGAAGUCGUUGGCAGUUUCCCUGCGUUGGUAUCCUUUUUCGUUUUCCAUUGACAAUAUACUUCUCUUGCAAUGCACGCGCUAAGCUUCAAUUGAGAAUUGGGUAGUUAGAUCAUCAUCAGAAGUUUUUGUAAUUCCCUGACUUGAAUUCCUCAAAACCCAGAUUUUGGCAUUGGCCAGAUGAUCACCAUGUCAAGGAAACCUGACUUAUAUCCCUCGACAUGUGGCACAUUGGAGUUUCUUUGACUUGGUGGAAAUUGGAAUGGAAAAGCAAAGAAUAGAUGACCAUGAACCAGGGCCACUUCCUUCACCAAAAAAAUUGGACAGAUUUGGCUUUUUAAAGCAAGAGCUUAAUAAUUCUCCUGAAGGCUUAACCAAGGGCAGGUCAGCCUAUGAAUUUGAAAGGGAGGAAAGAAGGGUAAGGAAAUGGAGGAAGAUGAUUGGAGUUGGAGGAAGCGAUUGGAAGCAUUAUGUUAGGAGGAAAUCUCAUGUGGUUAAGAGACGUACAAGGAAGGGAAUUCCAGAUUGUUUAAGGGGUCUUGUUUGGCAGUUGAUCUCUGGAAGUCGAGACCUUUUGCUGAUGAAUCCUGGGGUUUAUGAGCAAUUAGUCAUAUAUGAGACAUCAACAUCAGAGCUGGAUAUAAUUCGAGAUAUUUCUCGCACCUUCCCUUCACAUGUUUUCUUCCAGCAAAGACAUGGACCUGGUCAAAGGUCCCUCUACAAUGUUUUGAAGGCGUACUCAGUCUUUGAUAGAGAAGUUGGAUAUGUUCAGGGAAUGGGCUUUUUAGUUGGUUUAUUGCUUCUCUAUAUGAGUGAAGAGGAUGCAUUUUGGUUGUUGGUUGCAUUACUGAAAGGAGCUGUCCAUGCUCCAAUGCAAGGCUUAUAUCAGGCGGGACUGCCUCUUGUACAACAAUAUCUUUUUCAGUUUGAUCACUUGGUGAAGGAGCAUAUGCCAAAGCUGGGAGAGCAUUUCACCCAAGAAAUGAUAAAUCCGAGCAUGUAUGCAAGUCAGUGGUUUAUAACUGUUUUCUCCUACUCUUUUCCAUUUCAUUUGGCUCUUCGAAUUUGGGAUGUGUUUCUGUAUGAGGGAGUUAAAAUUGUUUUCAAAGUGGGUUUGGCUCUGUUGAAAUAUUGCCAUGAUGACUUGGUAAGAUUACCCUUCGAGAAACUCAUACAUGCUUUGCGUAACUUUCCUGAGGAUGCAUUGGAUCCAGAAACAUUGUUACCAAUUGCUUACUCAUUCAAGGUCUCCAAGCGAUUGGAAGAAUUGAAACGAGAAUAUGACAAGAAGAAUGAAAAGGUAGUUCAACCUCCAGAAUCUUGUGGAAACCAGAAACUGUAGCAAUGAAGAUUUUUUUUUUUUUUCUCUCUUUUUCUUUUUGUUUUAAGUAUGUAAUUUUUCACACUCGAAUUGGAUUGGAGUAAUAUUCAGUAAAGUCAUUGCAACAAUAACAACUCCAUCUCUCUUCUUUUGAGGAGCCCUGCCUUGGCUCAACUA
Hevea brasiliensis (rubber tree) is the source of this 1567-nucleotide messenger RNA. RefSeq lists its product as uncharacterized. The record is from RefSeq and is a predicted model, not a curated record. Lineage: Eukaryota; Viridiplantae; Streptophyta; Magnoliopsida; Malpighiales; Euphorbiaceae. The coding region runs from base 332 to 1411 and encodes 359 amino acids. The transcript is spliced from 10 exons.